Messenger RNA from Trichobilharzia regenti, 1028 nucleotides. The record is from the annotation of a GenBank genome assembly. NCBI's taxonomy places the organism in Eukaryota, Metazoa, Platyhelminthes, Trematoda, Strigeidida, Schistosomatidae.
GAGGACAAACUUCCCAGGUAUGUUCCAACAUUUAGUCAAAUGAUGCAAAUCUUAAAUUUAUUUCCAAAUUCUCUAACAGCUUACAAUAAUUCUACAGUAUAUCCGAACUAUGCACCUAUAAUGUUAAUAAUAAUUAAUAUCAGUAAAAAGUUUGAGCAUUGUGGAUUAGGUAGUUAAACAAAUGAAAGAAGUAAUUGGUAAGUCAAAAUGGUUUGAAAUUAUGCCAAAAUCUUGUAAUGUACCUAAGAUAUAUGGUAAGAUAAAAUUGCAUAAAGAGGGAUAUCCAAUAGGACCGAUUGUAGACUUCAGAAACACACCAACGUAUAUGCUAUCCAGAUUUCUCUCGACAAUACUAAGACCGACAAGAGACAACUCAAAAGCUAGAAUAGUAGAAUCAUUUGAAUUAGUGAGGCGAAUAAAAACCACUAAAAUAGAGGAGGAAGAAAUACUAGUUAGCUUUGAUGUAAACAGUCUUUAUACGAAAAUACCCAUUCAAAUGGCCAUGAUUGCACUGAAAGAGAAACUAAAUGAAGAUAAUGGCCUGAAAGACAGAACACAGUUAUCCGUAGAAGAAAUAAUAAAAGGGGUAGACUUCUGUCUGACAACAUAUUUCACAUUCGAAGGAAAAAUAUACCAACAAAAUGAGGGAGUAGCUAUGGGAUCGCCUAUCUCACCAAUUAUAGCUGACAUAUUCAUGGAUUAUUGGGAGGAGAAUGGCCUUAAACCAUUCAGAUCAUCACUAAAAUGUUGGUGUAGAUAUGUAGACGACACACUAGUAAUAGUGAAAAAAACGAUACGGAGAAACUUUUCUCACACAUAAACAGACACGUCGACUCAAUAAAAUUCACUAUGGAAUUAGAGAAUGAAAUUGGAGAACUGCCCAUGUUAGAUUGCAAACUAUAAAGAAUGACAGAUGGUAGCAUAAAAACAACGAUAUAUAGAAAAGCCACACAUUCUGGAAGAUUCCUUGAUUAUUACUCAGCUCAUCCACUCACGGUAAAACGAGGAUUAAUACAAGGUCUUGCAGA